Molecule: messenger RNA, 3801 nt
Organism: Penicillium expansum
Lineage: Eukaryota; Fungi; Ascomycota; Eurotiomycetes; Eurotiales; Aspergillaceae
Product: Helicase, C-terminal
Exons: 2
Coding region: 1-3801 (1266 amino acids)
Molecular function (GO): ATP-dependent chromatin remodeler activity; ATP binding
Source: RefSeq, a predicted model, not a curated record
AUGGCGUCUCACUCUAAGGGACUAGCUCGAGCUAGCCGCACUCAUCCCCUCGAAGGAUUUCACAAUAUUUCCUUCACUAGCGCCUCUAUGAAAGACCUGGAUUCAUCCGCCGCUCGACUUGCAGGAUGCCUUGGCUUCCAGACUACUGCGUCUCUUCACGCACUAUUUUCGAACACCAAUGCUCCCACAAAGCGCGUGAUCUCUGAUUACAUUGCCGACCGCCAGGGUGGGUUUGGAGCUCCUCCUGAAUUCCCUAACAAAUUCCGUUCUAUCAAAGCCCCCACCGUGAUUGAAGCCGUGGAGCAUGCUGGUCACUACACCCAGCUUCUACUUGAUGAUAAACCCCCUGCACUUGCCUCUCCUAAUUACAUGCUCACCCGCAUCAAUGAUCUUGCGGUGAAUUCCCAACUUCGUGUUGCGCCAUUCUCUUUUGACGCCUUGGAGACAUUCCUUGCCUGGAAGGUUCUCAUCUUUUUCUACACCUCUGUCCACCGCCGCAAGGACUCUGCGCCCACGAAUUGGCACAAAGUUCCCGCCAUCGCUCCUACCCACAUUAAUUCGAAGGGUAAAGCGGCCACUACCUCAAUCUCGGUGCCCACUAGUCGUGUCUCUCAGCUGGAGAAUGCCCUUGCUCGGUUUGACAACGCUAUAGCCGAGGCUGCCCAAGAUGACCCAGCCCAGCUCAACGCCGCUCUACCUGAUGUGAUCUCUGAUAGUGCCUAUAAGACCCUUGUCGUUGGGCUUGGCACUGCUCUUGACCGACCUACCACUGCUCGUCUGAAUCGGCCCGCCCUCUCCCACACCGACCUUGGUUAUCUUCAUGGCUCUCUUUGCAAUGAGAGAUUCCUGACAAACUCCCUGUUGCAAUAUCAUCCCCCCAUCCCCCGGGGGGAUGGUAUGACACAUGGCUACGCUACCAAGACGAUCUCCGCCAGUGAAGCUCACAAUACAGGGAUUGAAGCCUCGGACCUCACGUCCAGUGAUGACCUGCUCAGCGAUGAUCCGUCACGCGGUGAUAUAUCAACCAAGCCUCCCGUUACGCCCGUUGACCCUCGUGAACAGCUGACUGUCUCAGCCAUCCCGCCGUUAUUUGACGCCGCCCUCGACGUGCUAAAACUCCCCCUUGCCACAGAAAGCCAUGCCGAGCUUAACCCACCUAACUCGUUCGAGCUGCCCCCUACUUACCUCAAACCUUGGCAAGUAACCGCUCUCGGCUGGAUGCAUCUGCAGGAGGCUAGUCCCCUACACGGUGGUAUCCUCGCCGACGCCUGUGGUCUCGGCAAGACCCUGACCGCGCUCUCCCUGAUUUGGACCACGAACCAACUCCUCCCUGCGGUCGAUGCCCCCCCUGGUACGUUCGCUCCCUCCCUCAUAUUAGUCCCCAAUGCCCUGGUUGAUACGUGGACAUCUGAGAUUGACCGGCACUUUGGUGAUGCCUUGCAGCUUAUCGUUUUCUUCGGCUCCACCACCCGUACCAGUGACCGUCGGCGGAAAAGCCAGAUCGUCGGAACCCUCGAGGAGCUGCACAAUCACCUUAACCAGCUACACUCCUCUGAUUCGAUCACCGGUCUUACGGUGGUGCUCUCCUCGUACCAGACUUGGGCGCGCCGAACCACCUAUGAGGUCGACGCUGAAGGAGCACCGCUCUCCCAUCCUCUGGUCUCUAGUCCCCCGUCCCGUCCAGCAAUUUCCGGCCGUCAGAUUUCUCAUGCGGAUAUAGAUGAGGAUGAGGAUCAACUCUCUGACCAGGAACAGGAAGCCAUCGAAGAAGCUGUCGAUGAAGCCGUCGAUGAGACGAUGGACGACGCUACCCACCUCUCUGACCUCGCAAGCUCCGGGCAUAACGAGGAUCCAUUCGGCACUGCCCGCCGCGCGCUUGCUCAGCUUCAGGAUGCUCAGUCGCCUGGCGAGGACCAGCCGCGUCGCGCCUCUCGUACUCGAUAUUUUGCCAACAGGGUCGAAACCACAUUUGCCCGCAUUAUUUGUGACGAAGGCCAUCGUGUGAAGACAAUAUCAUCUCGCCAGCAUCAAUCCGUGGCGCACCUCCAGCGUAGCAGCACCUGGUUCCUGACAGCUACCCCGAUGUGGAACAAGCCAUUUGACUUCUGUGGCUAUCUCUCCCUGCUCUGGAGCAACGACUUUAUCCCGGAGCCGGAGUCUGUCGACCCGGAGCACCUGACGGAUGUCGCUGAACCGGAGUCCGCCCUUCAUGACUAUACCACAUGGUCUGCCGUCUCCCCGCUACCAGACACUGGUCGCCCUUACCAUCUCCUGAGUCCAGUCCAGCUCCUCACGCUUGGCCGCGGCGGACAUUUAUCCACCGAUGUUGGUUUCCAUGUCUUGCCUGUUAUCCUACGCCUGACAUGCCUUGCUCGUGAGCCUGGUCACCUGAUGGUCGGACAUGGCAACGCCUCGGUCACUAUCGGUGCGGACAUCCCGCCGCUAGCCAUCAGCACUGUGGAGCUUCGGUACACACGGACCGCCCAGCUAGACCAUGACAAGAGCUACGGCACACUCGCCUCGACGCUACAUGGCCCGCCAACAGAAUCCGCCGCCUCUGGCCCCUCGCAGGAUGGUCAGGCUGGAUCGAUCAACUGGGCUACGUACCGCCAGCUAUGCCAUAUUGCUGUCUAUCCGAAGAUGGACCUCUUUCUGCGUAACUCUGCCCAUAGUGUGCUUGCUGCCGAAAUCACAUCGUACGGUGACUGGGGAGAUGAUUGUGGCUUCGGACUCUUUUUUGCGCGUACCGUACAGGAUCGCUCGGUCGACCUCCCUACCUCUCGGAUGGCUGUUGCUCGGUAUUUGGCAUAUGACUGCCCCCGCCUACGAUUCCUCCUCCACCUCCUAUGGACCGAGGGAACACUCGCAGAGAGCGGCAACCGACCUCGAUUUCUUGUCUACUGCAACUGGCCCUGCACCCGCUGGCUGGUUGAGAUGUUUCUUGCCGCGCUUGGAGUCGACUUUGUGGUUAUUCGGGCAGGCAUGUCUCUCGACGCCCGUACCACCGCCAUCCAACGGUUCACCAACCUCGCUAGUACGACCACAGUCCUCCUUACCACAUACAAUUGUGGUGCUCUCGGACUAAACAUGCAUGCGCAAUGUAGCCGUGUGGUAUUGAUGGAAGCACCCCAGAAUUACAAUAGCGUUUUCCAGACAGUCGGUCGUAUCCACAGACUUGGGCAGACACACCCACAAAAAGCAUGGCUGCUAUUCCAAGACCAUACAAUACAGCGACUGAUGGAGUACAACAGCACCCGUAAGAUCCUCCCACAGAUCGCGGCGCAGUUUCGGCCUUGGCUGCAAACUCAGAUCCCCUCAGUCGCUGCCCACGCACCUGUGGCGCAGUCGGCCGCAAUUCAGGCUGCCGCCGCCCAGUCGGCCGCCGCUAGGGUUGCUGGUAGGCUGUCCUCUCCUCUACCCGCCGCCCAGCCUAAUAUUACUCCGUCGGCAUCCCCCACGCUCUCCAGCCAAUACGAUGACAACAGCUCUGACCCUCCCCCCAAGAAGCCUGUCAGUGACGUUCUUCACACCACGGCCGCUAUAGACCGCGUCGAUAUGGACCGCAUUGCCUAUGGCCUGUUGGCAGAAAUCCUUGGCAUUGCUCCUGGUAUGCCAAGCCGCCUUGACAUGGGCGAACAUCAUGACCUUGGCUUGCUUGGAGAGACCGCCGGCGGAAUUCAGUACUCCACUCGCGGGGCCCCGAUGGCUGUAAACCCCGCUCAUCGUACGCCACAGAAGCGUGCACCGUCACAGCCACAGCUCCAUGGUGGCCGGCCCUCAAAGACGUCUCGCCAAGAGUAA